UUUGGUAGAUCACUGGACAGCUUCAUUGUCUGCUGUUACGCUAAGAAAGCUGCAAAGGACUUGAUAUGUCAUUCUCCCAAAAACGAGUUCUCUAGCUGCGAGGAUAUGAUGAAGAACCCAAUCAUUAGAGUCUGCCUUUGGAUUCUUGGCAUUGUAGCGUUAGUCGGCAAUCUGUCAGUGAUUUUCUGGAGGCUCGUUUAUGGCGAAGAUAGCAAAGUUCAGUCCUUUCUUUUAAAAAAUUUGGCAGUCGCCGACUUCAUUAUGGGUGUGUACCUCAUUAUCAUAGCUGUACAGGACACUCGCUGGCAGGGAGAGUAUUUCGAGCAUGACGUGCGGUGGAGAGGUGGCAUGUUAUGUCAAGUGACGGGUGCCUUGUCCAUGCUCUCUAGUGAGGUAAUUUUUGUAAAUUUGCAGCUUUUAGUAUGAAUCCUUAUCCUCGCAAGUCAUUUUUUAGUCUUAUUUGAAAUGAAGAUUAUGUGAGGUGAAAUGACAGUUUACAAUAUGAAAUUUGAUAGGACAGAGUGAAAGUGAAAUAGGCUCUUAGAUAGUAGGAUGAGGUAUGACUGGUUGCGUCAUAAUUUCCCAAAGUUCUUUACCUUUAAAAAAGGGAAGAGUUUAAGCAUAAUUCUUUGCUCACGGCAAAAAAGUCGAGGGUUUCAAAAUAAACAUCACUUGAGAUCCUAAGAAUGAAAGGGACAAUAAAACGUAAGGAACAUAUACUUUGCACUGAAGCAUUUCGAAUCCCACCUCUGCGUUUUAGAUAUAUAUUUCGAGAGUUAUUGUAAGGUUAUUAUGGUCACAUCCGUCGAUAAGGACACUAUUAGAUCUCUGGAAAUGUCUUUGAUAAAGAGGAGCCAUUCUGAACGGCCUUGAGAUAUCACAGUCCAAUUAUCAGGAUCAUAAGUGUUUGGGUAGAGAUGAAAGUAGCUAAAAAGAGCAAAAAUAGGAGAAAAAUUACAAUUUUACCGCACGGUUUUUUUUUGUAAUUUGAUCCUUAGGCCAGCUUUAUUGUUUCAAGUUUUCGCAGAGUUAAUCAAAUCACCAAAAUUUCUCGUGCUAUUUUCCUCCUCAGGUCUCAGUUAUGCUUCUUACUGUCAUCACCGCUGACAGACUUAUCUGCAUCGUGUUCCAUUUUCGAGUUCAGCCUUUGAGCCUUAAGACUUGUUAUUUGAUUUGCUUAUUGGUCUGGUUACUGGGCUUCGUCAUAUCAUUUUUACCAAUGUCGGGUCUGAGUUAUUUCAAUGCUGUGGGGAACGGGAAUGGCUUCUACGGAAGAUCAACAGUGUGCCUGGCUCUUCAGUUGUCCAAUGACAGGCCGCCUGGCUGGGAGUAUUCUGUCAGCAUAUUCAUCGGCUUCAAUUUAGCAGCAUUUUUGUUCAUUUCGUUGUCUUAUGUGGCCAUUUUUUUGUCUGCUGUGAAAUCAUCGAGCGCGAUAAGAUCAACGAAUGUCAAACGGGAAUCAACCCUCGCCAAACGAGUCGCCUUUAUCAUUUUGACAGACUUCUGUUGCUGGAUGCCUGUGAUAAUUGUUGGUAUCUUAUCUUUGACCGGAAGUUUCAAUGAUCCCGAGAAGCAGGUAUAUGUGUGGAUGGCGGUAUUUGUACUUCCGUUUAAUUCCUCUGUGAAUCCUAUACUGUAUACACUUGCUACUCCUCAGAUGCGGGAUUGGUUCUGUAAAGAUUCUAAAAGUAAAGGUAAGUCAUUG
Pocillopora meandrina is the source of this 1705-nucleotide messenger RNA. The record is from the annotation of a GenBank genome assembly. Lineage: Eukaryota; Metazoa; Cnidaria; Anthozoa; Scleractinia; Pocilloporidae.